AGUGACGCGCGCAAGUAAGCAAGCAACCGGCGUUAUUGCGCGAUUCUAUUAUGUAAUACCGUAAUCGCAAACGAAUGAAGCCGCGUGUUACACCAAUUUAUCAAAACAAAUCGGAUCAAAUCGCUCGAGAAAGUUGAAUAUCGCUCAACUGAAUUAUCGCUUUUAUCAACUAUACAAUUGAUAACAACGUUUCUCCGUCGGUGAUGGCGGAGCGUCGCGCGGAACGACAGAUGGCAGAAUGUCUCUCAUAACGUCGCACGUGUUACGUUGCCACGGUUUGGUGAGGCUCGUUAUUCCGUCGCGAUUCGUAGCAACCGGCAGACCGGCAUUGAGAAGCCUCGCUGUACACACGAAACAUUGUCGAGACAUGUCGUACACGGUGACCGAACGGGGUGCGCUCAACAGCACGGACUACAGGAUAUUUUUCAAAAAUGAGUCUGGAAUUCCAAUCUCACCCAUGCAUGACAUUCCACUGUUUGCCAACAAAGACAACAAGAUCUUGCACAUGAUUGUUGAAAUACCACGAUGGACAAAUGCUAAAAUGGAAAUAUGUCUUAAAGAAAGUUUGAAUCCCAUUAAGCAGGAUGUUAAGAAGGGCAAAUUGAGAUUUGUUGCCAAUUGUUUCCCUCAUCAUGGCUACAUAUGGAAUUAUGGAGCUUUGCCUCAGACAUGGGAAAAUCCUGAUGUUUUGGAUGAAGCAACAGGCUGCAAAGGUGACAACGAUCCCAUUGAUGUUCUUGAAAUUGGCUAUAGGGUUGCAAAACGGGGUGAGAUAUUAAAAGUGAAAGUUCUUGGAACAGUGGCACUUAUUGAUGAAGGUGAAACGGAUUGGAAAAUUAUUGUAAUUGAUGUUAAUGAUCCUUUGGCAGAUCAAAUGAAUGAUAUUACUGAUAUUGAGAAGCAUUGCCCAGGUUUAAUGAAAGCUACAAUUGAAUGGUUUAAGAUAUAUAAAAUUCCGGAUGGAAAGCCAGAAAAUCAAUUUGCAUUCAAUGGCGAAGCAAAAACACGAGAUUUUGCACUACACAUUAUUGAAGAAGUGCAUCAACACUGGAAAAAUUUAGUUAAGGAAGGGUCAUCUGGUGAAAUAGAUUGUUCCAACGUAACAGUGGAAGAGAGUCCUUUUAAGAUUACCGAAGAAGCUGCACAAGAAGUUUUAGGAAAGGCACCUGAACCAGUGGAGCCUCAAAUUGUAGAACCGAUAGUCGAUAAAUGGCAUUACGUACACCUUAAAUGAAGAUGAGACGGAUAUCUUCAGUCAACUAUAUCGAAGUCGGCUACUCAUUCAUAUUCAACAUGGAAUCUUUUCUCAUUUAUCAUUUUCAUGCUUUCCCACAAUACAUUAUUUUUUCCAUUGCAUUUAAAUAAUUUAAGCAUUUAAAAACAAUUUGAUAUAUAUGCGGUGCUUUUGUUCACUUUUAUUGAAGUUUUUAUUAUUUUUUUAAUAAUUACAUUUUAAUAACAAAUAUAUUAAAUUGAACAAUAUAGGUUAAACAAUUUACAAAUAGCAUCUCUUUGAAUAUGCUCCGCAUAUAUAUUAUCUUUGUUAUGAUAUUAUAUCCAUAGCGGUAUGUUAGACUAUGAAAGAAACAUAAUCUCAUUAUGGGUUGUGAUAUAGCGGUAUGAUUCUUGGCAGAUGGAUUUCAUAGAUAAAAGAACGCGAAUAGUGUUCUCUUCAGUAUUUUUCCUAAUAUGGAGAUAACAAUAAAUAAGCUGAGACAUGCAUAUAUAUUAUUUCCAAGAGUUAUCCUUGUUCUUCAUAUAUCAUUUUGAGCAAAUUUAAAAAAUUUCUUAUCUACAUUUUCUAUAUUUUCUAUUUUCUUCUUGAAUUUAGAUGAAUGAAGUUAAAAUUAUUUUUUCCAAUUUUUUUAAAAGAUUGAAAAAAGUCAUGAAUGGAUCAGAUAAAUAUGGUUAAAUAUGUAUGUGUGUGUGUGUGUGUGUGCGUGUAUGUGUGCGCGCGCACGCGUGUGUUGAUUCUAUUUUAUUUCACUAAAGCCACAUCUUUGGGCACUGUAUGUUUCACAGAGUGGUCUCCAGAGACAUUUGUACUCUUUUGGAAAUGUACUUACCAAUGUAUACUAGGGACUAUAUGUAUACAUUCUUUCACUUGACACGCACUUGCUUUGGACUCACAAAGUGGAGCGGCCCUUUGGAGCUAUAAAUUCUGCAGUUAGUCUCCAGAGCAUAAAAACAAAUUACUGUUCUUACCAAAAAGAUCGAACAAACGACAAUUUCUUGAUAUUUUGGGCAAUAGAGAAGUGAAACUUGAGAAAUUGUUGUAGAAUGUAACAACGCGUUUGAUCACAAAAAUGUUAGGAAAUUCAUAGAAAGUACAUUUUAUUGUGUAUGGUAAAUUCAAAAUGAUAAUAUUGAAAUAUGAUAAGCUCAACAUCUUUUGUUUAUUAUAUAUAUAUAGUCCGUAUUUAAAAUGCGCUCAUAAAGAUGUUAGUGCAUUUUUUAUAAUUCUAUCUUUAUAAUUUAUUAUGAAAUGAAGAUGGAAUGUUAAAAAGUGAACUGAAAUCUUUAUAAGAGUAUUUGACGAUAUGAGUCAUAUGUUAUACAUAUAUUUUUUUAAUUUGAAGAUAUUUAAUAUAAAAAUAUAUUUGAACAAUUUCAAGUUUUAAUAAGUUGGCAGAAAUUAACUGUCGACAGUGUAAUAAAUUUUACAUCUAAAAUUGUCAUUGUCAAUAAAUCUGUUAUAGU
Monomorium pharaonis (pharaoh ant) is the source of this 2700-nucleotide messenger RNA. RefSeq names its product inorganic pyrophosphatase (gene Nurf-38). Lineage: Eukaryota; Metazoa; Arthropoda; Insecta; Hymenoptera; Formicidae. Gene Ontology annotation, biological process: phosphate-containing compound metabolic process. Bases 239 to 1234 code for a protein of 331 amino acids. The record is from RefSeq and is a predicted model, not a curated record. Gene Ontology annotation, cellular component: cytoplasm. Gene Ontology annotation, molecular function: magnesium ion binding; inorganic diphosphate phosphatase activity. The transcript is spliced from 9 exons.